AUGGCGGACCGUGCGUUUGCUGAACUUGAACCUGCCGCUAACGUCGUCAUACGCAAUCUCAAAUAUCUUCCCGAAUUCGCUGAUGCGAAGAUUGCCAUCAUCGGUGGCCUGACUAUUAUGAAAUACGACGUCGAUUUCCUCAUUACCGUGCAGGGAGCGCCCGCCAGUCAGCAGGCCGAAUUUCUUGUCUACAAUUCUGGAAAUGGAAAGGUGAUCCAGAUUGACAUGUGCCCGAUUGAUCUGCCACUUUAUCUUCCCUCUGCCGCGGUCCCGAUUUCGUCUAUCAGCACUGGCAAUCUUCCAUAUAUCUCCGAGCUUGACCUUUUGGUGUUCAAGAUCUACAGCUGUGGCAUGCGCCCCACAACCGCGAAGAAGAACUGUGACGCCAGCGACGCUGAACGAAUCCUUCGAGAUCUCAGCUUGAAGGGCCCGAUCGUGCUAUCACCUGUUCAGAAGACUGCGGUCUCAAAGGGAUUGGAUGAUCUAGCUACUUAUUCUAGAAAGCACAAAACUUGGUGGCUGGCGAAACUGGGUAUGAAUUCACAAGCGCGCUCUCCCCGAAAAGACAUGAUACGGUCCACACCUAAGAAAGCUAUCUAAAAGGUAGUUGAUGGGUGUCAGCACUUCACGAAAUGGUUCGUUGAUUCAUGGUAUGUACAAUAGAAGCUCGGAAAGACGAAGUUCCUUUCCAAAUGAAGCUCCAUAAUAGCUAGCUUUUUAACGCAGCUCGAUCGCAGGUAAUGCGCCUCGCGACUUG
Molecule: messenger RNA, 757 nt
Organism: Aspergillus homomorphus CBS 101889
Lineage: Eukaryota; Fungi; Ascomycota; Eurotiomycetes; Eurotiales; Aspergillaceae
Exons: 4
Coding region: 1-600 (199 amino acids)
Source: RefSeq, a predicted model, not a curated record